AUGUUACUGCUGCCACUGCUGCUGCUACUUGCCGGACAAGAAGCCUGGACUCAGAGAUUCCAGAUCCAAUUACCAAAUAUCUUUUCCGCCGGUGGUUCAGCUAAUAACAAUAACAAUAACAAUAACCGGAGACGACAGCAAAACAAUAAUAACAACAAUAAUGCCGCGAACUUGGCGAAUUAUUUGGCAAUUCUCAAUGCAAAUGCCUAUCACAAUAGUUAUCUGAAUACUCUUUAUCAAAAUAAUGCUCUAGCACAAUGGAAUCUCUACGAUUAUUACUAUGGAUUGGGAAAUCCAAAUUCGCCAUUUUUCCCAACAACAUCGGCUCCAGUGACAACUACUACAACAGCAUCGCCGACAACAUCCACUACGAUUGCAACUUCGACAGAAAGUCCAACUACAUCAACAGCGAUUCCCACAUCAACAGGAAGUCCAACAACAUCCACGGCUAUACCAACAUCAACAGGAAGUCCAACAACAUCCACAGCAAUUCCAACAUCGACAUCCUCAACAACAGGAAGCACAAUUUGUUUACUGUUUCCCAAUCUGCCAAUUUGCACGACAACAACUUCCACAACAACCGAAUCGACAUCAUCCACAACUGAAUCGACCACUUCCACGGCUGUGGCUGACUCCUCAACAUCAUCCACAACCGAAUCGACAACAUCUACGGCUGUGGCUGAUUCCUCGACAUCGUCCACAACCGAAUCGACCACUUCUACGGCUGUUGCUGACUCCUCGACUUCAUCGACAACUGAAUCGACCACUUCCACUGCUGUGGCUGAUUCCUCCACAUCAUCCACAACUGAAUCGACUACUUCCACGGCUAUACCAACAUCAACAGGAAGUCCAACAACAUCCACAGCAAUUCCCACAUCGACAUCCUCAACAACAGGAAGCACAAUUUGUUUACUGUUUCCGAAUCUGCCAAUUUGCACGACAACAACUUCCACAACAACCGAAUCGACAUCAUCCACAACCGAAUCGACCACUUCCACGGCUGUGGCUGACUCCUCAACAUCAUCCACAACCGAAUCGACAACAUCUACGGCUGUGGCUGAUUCCUCGACAUCAUCCACAACUGAAUCCACAACUUCCACGGCUGUGGAGGACUCCUCAACAUCAUCCACAACCGAAUCGACCACUUCUACGGCUGUUGCUGACUCCUCAACAUCAUCCACAACCGAAUCGUCCACUUCUACGGCUGUGGCUGAUUCCUCAACAUCAUCCACAACCGAAUCGACCACUUCUACGGCUGUGGCUGACUCCUCAACAUCAUCCACAACCGAAUCGUCCACUUCUACGGCUGUUGCUGACUCCUCAACAUCAUCCACAACCGAAUCGUCCACUUCUACGGCUGUGGCUGAUUCCUCGACAUCUUCCACAACUGAAUCCACCACUUCCACGGCUGUGGCUGACUCCUCAACAUCAUCCACAACCGAAUCGACAACAUCUACGGCUGUGGCUGAUUCCUCGACAUCAUCCACAACCGAAUCGACCACUUCUACGGCUGUGGCUGACUCCUCAACAUCAUCCACAACCGAAUCGACAACAUCUACGGCUGUGGCUGAUUCCUCGACAUCAUCCACAACCGAAUCGACCACUUCUACGGCUGUUGCUGACUCCUCAACAUCAUCCACAACCGAAUCGACCACUUCUACGGCUGUGGCUGAUUCCUCGACAUCAUCCACAACUGAAUCCACCACUUCCACGGCUGUGGCUGACUCCUCAACAUCAUCCACAACGGAAUCGACAACAUCUACGGCUGUGGCUGAUUCCUCGACAUCAUCCACAACCGAAUCGACCACUUCUACGGCUGUUGCUGACUCCUCAACAUCAUCCACAACCGAAUCGACCACUUCUACGGCUGUUGCUGAUUCCUCAACAUCAUCCACAACGGAAUCGACAACAUCUACGGCUGUGGCUGAUUCCUCGACAUCAUCCACAACUGAAUCCACAACUUCCACGGCUGUGGAGGACUCCUCAACAUCAUCCACAACCGAAUCGACAACAUCUACGGCUGUGGCUGAUUCCUCGACAUCAUCCACAACCGAAUCGACCACUUCUACGGCUGUGGCUGACUCCUCAACAUCAUCCACAACCGAAUCGACCACUUCUACGGCUGUUGUGGACUCCUCGACUUCAUCGACAACUGAAUCCACCACUUCCACGGCUGUGGCUGACUCCUCAACAUCAUCCACAACCGAAUCGACAACAUCUACGGCUGUGGCUGAUUCCUCGACAUCAUCCACAACUGAAUCCACAACUUCCACGGCUGUGGAGGACUCCUCAACAUCAUCCACAACCGAAUCGACAACAUCUACGGCUGUGGCUGAUUCCUCGACAUCAUCCACAACCGAAUCGACCACUUCUACGGCUGUUGCUGAUUCCUCGACAUCAUCCACAACCGAAUCGACCACUUCUACGGCUGUUGCUGACUCCUCAACAUCAUCCACAACCGAAUCGACCACUUCUACGGCUGUUGCUGAUUCCUCGACAUCAUCCACAACUGAAUCCACCACUUCCACGGCUGUGGCUGACUCCUCAACAUCAUCCACAACCGAAUCGACAACAUCUACGGCUGUGGCUGAUUCCUCGACAACAUCCACAACUGAAGCAACAUCAGCUACAACACUGAGUUCUAUUUGUAUGCAGUUUCCUCAUCUACCAAUUUGCACUACAACUACAUAUACAACAACAACAACAGAAACCACAACAACCGACGGGGAUACCACUACUGCGUCGUCCACAUCCAGCACUACAACUGACAUAACAACAUCUACUGCAGUUACUGAUUCAUCAACGACAACCAGUGGAGAUACAACAGAAUCCACCACGGCAGCAACGGAUUCUACUACUGCGUCGUACACAUCCAGCACUACAACUGACAUAACAACAUCUACUGCAGUUACUGAUUCAUCAACGACAACCAGUGGAGAUACAACAGAAUCCACCACGGCAGCACCGGAUUCUACUACCGCGUCGUCCACAUCCAGCACUACAACUGACAUAACAACAUCUACUGCAGUUACUGAUUCAUCAACGACAACCAGUGGAGAUACAACAGAAUCUACCACGGCAGCAACGGAUUCUACUACUGCGUCGUCCACAUCCAGCACUACAACUGACAUAACAACAUCUACUGCAGUUACUGAUUCAUCAACGGCAACCAGUGGAGAUACAACAGAAUCCACCACGGCAGCAACGGAUUCUACUACCGCGUCGUCCACAUCCAGCACUACAACUGACAUAACAACAUCUACUGCAGUUACUGAUUCAUCAACGACAACCAGUGGAGAUACAACAGAAUCCACCACGGCAGCAACGGAUUCUACUACUGCGUCGUCCACAUCCAGCACUACAACUGACAUAACAACAUCUACUGCUGUGGCUGAUUCGACAACCAGCACUACAACUGACAUAACAACAUCUACUGCAGUUACUGAUUCAUCAACGACAACCAGUGGAGAUACAACAGAAUCCACCACGGCAGCAACGGAUUCUACUACUGCGUCGUCCACAUCCAGCACUACAACUGACAUAACAACAUCUACUGCAGUUACUGAUUCAUCAACGACAACCAGUGGAGAUACAACAGAAUCCACCACGGCAGCAACGGAUUCUACUACUGCGUCGUCCACAUCCAGCACUACAACUGACAUAACAACAUCUACUGCUGUGGCUGAUUCGACAUCCAGCACUACAACUGAUAUAACAACAUCUACUGCUGUAGCUGAUUCGACAAUAAGUACUUCCACAGAUAUAACAACAUCUACUGCAGUAAUUGAUUCGUCGACAUCCACAACUACCGAAAAUAUGUGUGUAUCCAAUCCUAAUCUUUCACAAUGCAAAAGCAAAUUGGCGGCCGAGGUGGAGCACGUUCCAACUGUACUUAGUGAGCCAUAUACUGGUCCGGAGCAUCAGUUGUCUAUUCAAUCGAAGCCCCAAUCUGUGUCUUCGCUCUGCUUCUACUAUCCUCGUCUUUGUACGAAGCCGGAAGAGGCACAAUUUGUACGAUUGACUGAUGGACAUGGAAAACCUUUGCUUCUCAUAUCACCGAACUCGAUUUCCAGCCGUUCUGCCCCGACAACCGGUCUUUGGCGAGCCAUGAGAAGAAGACUUCGAAGAGCAUCUGCUAAUUGAGUUUCUUUUGUUUAAUUUAAAUAAAUAAAAAAUGUAAAAUUUUACACCAA
Messenger RNA from Drosophila willistoni, 4193 nucleotides. RefSeq names its product serine-rich adhesin for platelets-like. The transcript has 2 exons. The record is from RefSeq and is a predicted model, not a curated record. NCBI's taxonomy places the organism in Eukaryota, Metazoa, Arthropoda, Insecta, Diptera, Drosophilidae. The coding region runs from base 1 to 4143 and encodes 1380 amino acids.